Telopea speciosissima is the source of this 731-nucleotide messenger RNA. RefSeq lists its product as uncharacterized. The record is from RefSeq and is a predicted model, not a curated record. Lineage: Eukaryota; Viridiplantae; Streptophyta; Magnoliopsida; Proteales; Proteaceae. The annotation marks the transcript as partial. The transcript is spliced from 3 exons.
UCAGAAGUGUGAAAAUCACCAAAAUGGAGAAACAAAUCCUUGAUUUCUCUCUGGUUCCUUUAGGUCUUUGUUCGCUUCUAGCUUACCACAUAUGGCUUCUCCAUCGAAUCAUAAAUCAUCCAACCAGCACUGUUAUUGGCAUCAAUGGCAUCAACAGACGCGUAUGGGUCCGAACCAUGAUGGAGGAGUCUUCGAAGAAUGGAAUUCUUGCAGUGCAGACACUGAGAAACAAUAUAAUGGCAUCGACAGUUUUGGCAUCUACAGCGAUCAUGCUUAGUUCAGUGGUUGCUAUAAUCAUGGCUAACUCGAAAGCUCGACCAUCGGAUGAAAUUGUUUUUGGAAUCCAGAGUGAAUUAGGGUUUUGGAUCAAGUUCUUCUCCAUCUUGGUUUGUUUUCUUUUAGCAUUCUUGUUUAAUGUACAGUCUAUAAGAUAUUAUAGUCAUGCAAGUAUACUGAUAAAUGUUCCGGUGAAGAAGAUGAUAAGUCCACAUUUGAUGGUAGAAUAUGUGGGGAGGACAGUUAAUCGAGGGAGUUGUUUCUGGUCACUGGGAUUAAGGGCUUUUUACUUCUCAUUUCCACUGUUUUUGUGGCUCUUUGGUCCUAUACCUAUGUUUUUGUGUUGCGUUGUGCUGGUUUUUAUGCUUUAUUUUCUGGAUGUAACUUUUGACUUUGGAGGGGCUAUUGGUGUUGUUGAUGACGAAGAAAAGGGGAGAGAGAAAGAAAGAGAGAGA